AUGUCCAAGGAACACAAAGCCAGCCAGUCUGGCAGUGCCAGCGCCAACGCUUGGAAGAAAGAUAUCGAACUCGUGACAUGCUUGUUCAGAUUGCGAUGCCAACCACCUAUUCCCUACCCGAUUAUCGCCGGUCUACUCCUGAAGACACUACCUUCUGUCAUAGGCCGCAUCGCCGAGACAGAGAGAUCGGAGGACAAAAAUCCGGAGCGAGGCAUGAAGGAGUGGUUGGAGAUGUAUUUGGAGCAGGUGUACGACGGCUCUGAGAACUUGCAGAGCGAGGGUUGGAAAUCGGCCCGGAGCUGGGAUGAGGCUGUUGUGAAGGAGUUGUUGAUACUCUCUGGGCUAAAUUUGAAUGGUAAUGAGUAUCAGGUCAUGGGAGAAAAGGAAUUGGCUCUGCAGAUCAAGUGGAAGAGCGAGGGAGACUGGAGAGCUGGCUCGACACCACUUGAGCCGUUGAGACGAUUCAAUCGAGCUCGCGGUACAUCAUCUCUGUGGCAGAACGAUGGGCCAAUGGCAGAAGAUCGCCGAACUUGGAGUCUGGUGGUCGGCGCGGACCGUCGAAAGUCUCCUUCCGAACUCAAGACAAGCCCAAAUCCAAAUCCAAAUCCAAAUCCAACCUGCCCGAACUCAAAGCCCGAGAAUAUGAAGACCUGCGAAGAGAAACAAGGAAGCGAGUUGCGUAAGCGUGGAGUGCAGUUCCAUCUCCAAGACUUGACCGCAGGUUAUUACGGAGUUCAUGGAUGGACUGAAAUGGGGGAAUAA
Messenger RNA from Drepanopeziza brunnea f. sp. 'multigermtubi' MB_m1, 762 nucleotides. RefSeq lists its product as uncharacterized. NCBI's taxonomy places the organism in Eukaryota, Fungi, Ascomycota, Leotiomycetes, Helotiales, Drepanopezizaceae. The record is from RefSeq and is a predicted model, not a curated record.